AAAGAAUGGAGGCAUGUCGGGCGCCAUCGAGCUGAAACGACCCGUCGGCACUCACUGCCACGGCCCCAAAGCGUCGGCAUGCGAGGAGAGCGUGGACAAGCUGCUGGCCAAGAAGAAACUCUACAUCGCUUCAGCAGUCUGCCUCGUCUUCAUGAUUGGCGAGGUCAUAGGAGGCUACCUGGCCCACAGCCUGGCCAUCAUGACUGAUGCGGCCCACCUUCUGACAGACUUUGGCAGCAUGAUGGUGAGUCUGUUCUCCCUGUGGAUCUCCUCCAGACCGCCCACCAAAACCAUGAACUUUGGUUGGCACAGAUCAGAGAUCCUCGGGGCAUUCAUCUCAGUCAUGUCCAUCUGGAUCGUCACUGGAGCUCUGGUCUACUUGGCCAUUGAGAGGAUCGUACGUAACGACUAUGAGAUUGAUGGACACGUCAUGCUGGUCACCUCUGGCUGUGCUGUCAUCGUCAAUAUUGUCAUGGCGUACAUCCUCCACCAUUCGACCACCUUCCACGCUCACGGCAGCGGUUACCACCAGAUCGACGAGGAUGGUCAGAGCCCCGUGGUUCAUGGCCACUCGCACGCCCUCCUCGGCAGUCAUGGUAACACAAGCGUCCGUGCUGCCUUCAUCCACGUGGUGGGAGACCUGCUGCAGAGUGUCGGCGUCAUGGUGGCGGCGACCAUCAUCUACUUCCGGCCCGAGUAUAAAGUCGCAGACCCCAUCUGCACGUUCCUAUUUUCUGUCUUUGUUCUCUGCACCACUGUCACCAUCCUCAGAGACGUCUUUAGGAUACUCAUGGAAGGGUCCCCUAAAGGAAUCGAGUUUAACUCGGUGAAGGAGGUGCUGCUGUCUGUGAAAGCUGUGAAGUCCAUGCACUGCCUGCACCUCUGGGCUCUGACUCUGGGCCAGGCGCUGGUUUCUGUUCACCUGGCCGUAGAGGAGGGCACUGACCAGCAGUCUGUGCUGCAGGAGGCCACUGACCUACUUCACACCAAGUUUGGUUUCUACAGCAUCACCAUCCAGGUAGAGCUCUACUCUGAAGACAUGAGCUACUGCUCCCACUGCCAGGACCCCAGUGACUGAUAAACAACCAGAGUGGACUGGACCCAGCAGGACAUGGAUGACUAAGACAGAUUGUCAUUCUCUCCUGGUGGUCUGGAGUCAUGAGGGAUGUAUUCACAGAGCAGCUUCCCUUCAAGGAAAGAAUUUUUGGGUUGUUUUUGCCAUUAAGUUUUAAAAGAUUUGACAGUGAAAUCAUCCUUGUGCUGAUAGUAGAGUCCUGAUACCAAAGCUCCAUGCUAACAUGGAAUAUGCCAGUUAAUUCAAAGUCCUUCAAAAAGGGGUGGCAUGCUUUAUUUCCAUCACAAACUGAGACAAUUUCACAAGAAUCACCAGGGUGAAGCUGUCCUUGGGGUUGCUGGUGCUAGCUUGUAAGGAAAUUUUCAAGAAUAAAGGAAAGUAGGGCCCUGAAAAAAAACACAUUUUACCAAAAAUCUGACCUCUUCUAAUUAAUUUCCUCAACAAAACAAAGAUCACAUCACAAUACUAUUUAUUUAAGGACCACUAAUAUCUUAUUUCCAGUAAUAUGGUGCCAGUUCUGCUCUGUUCUACCUUGGU
Molecule: messenger RNA, 1612 nt
Organism: Pundamilia nyererei
Lineage: Eukaryota; Metazoa; Chordata; Actinopteri; Cichliformes; Cichlidae
Gene: slc30a2
Product: solute carrier family 30 member 2
Exons: 7
Coding region: 14-1078 (354 amino acids)
Biological process (GO): response to zinc ion; zinc ion transmembrane transport
Cellular component (GO): plasma membrane
Molecular function (GO): zinc ion transmembrane transporter activity
Source: RefSeq, a predicted model, not a curated record